CCAAAGAUCCUCUCGGCGUUGGAGGCCGCGGGAAAAUGUGAGAGUAACCUGGAGGACAGAAUCAUCUGCAUAUGCAGCGGCACAGACCUCGUUAACCUGAGCUUCAUGUGCAUGGUCACGCAAAACAGCAGCACUGCUAAGCAAUGGAUGGACGGCUUGCGGUCAUUGAUUCAGAACUCUCGAGCGAAUAACGUGUGUCCGAUGACCUGCCUGAGAAAACAUUGGAUGCGGUUGUCAUUUUUGACCAAUGUGAAUGGAAAAAUACCCGUCAGGAGUAUCACACGAACCUUUGCCUCGGGCAAAACAGAGAAGGGUAUUUUCCAGGCGCUGAAGGAUCUCGGUUUACCCAGUGGAAAGAACGAUGAAAUCGAGCAUGAAAUCUUCAAAUUUGACAAGUUCUACAGCCUUACGCAGAAGAUUUGUCCCAGAACUGAUAUUGAAGCACUGUUCAAGACACUCAGGGGAGACAAAAGCGAUUAUUUAAGCGAAGACCAGUUAGUCCACUUUUUGAAUGAAAAUCAGAGAGAUCCGCGUCUGAAUGAAAUACUCUUCCCGUUCUUCGACUCUAAAUGUGCUUUCCAAAUCAUACAGCGAUAUGAACCUGAUGACAAACUGAAGAGGAAAGGUCUGAUGUCAUGUGACGGGUUCUGCCGGUAUCUGAUGUCUGAUGAAAACGCUCCUGUGUUUCUGGACCGCCUGGAGGUUUAUCAGGAGAUGGAUCAUCCGCUGUCUCACUACUUCAUCAACUCGUCUCACAACACAUACCUGACCGGCAGACAGUUUGGAGGGAAGUCGUCAGUGGAGAUGUACAGACAGGUGCUGCUGACCGGCUGCAGGUGUGUUGAGUUGGACUGCUGGGAUGGAAAAGGUGAAGAUCAGGAACCCAUAAUCACCCACGGCAAGGCCAUGUGCACAGACGUCUUCUUCAAGGACGUCAUUCAGGGAAUUAAAGAAACGGCCUUCCUGACAUCAGAGUAUCCGGUGAUUCUGUCCUUCGAAAACCACUGCACGAAACAUCAGCAGUAUAAACUGGCGCGCUACUGCGAGGACAUUUUUGGAGAUUUGCUCCUGAAACAGCCGUUAGAUGAUUUCCCGAUGGAGGCCGGGUCUCCGCUGCCGUCUCCAAAUGACCUCAAAGGAAAAAUCCUCAUCAAGAACAGAAGAUUAAAACCUGAAGUUGAAAAAAAACAGCUGGAGCACUUCAGGAAGCACAUGGAGGCCGGAGAGCCGAGCAUCUCCACAAACAUGUCUGAAGAUGAGAAUGAGGAGGAGACGUCCACCGCAGAGCUGCUGAACGAAGCUCAUCCCGAGCGGAUUCACGGAUGUCUGAUCACUGAGGAAGAGAAUCGUGAGGAAGAGGCGCUCCGACCCAGAAAGGCUGGUGAAACGAAUGUGGCUGAUGAACAAGCACUGAUUCAGUCGUACACGUAUGUUGCGGCCACUACUAACAUCCACCCGUAUCUGUCCAACAUCAUCAACUACGCCCAGGCCGUCAAGUUCACCAGCUUUGAUGAAGCCGAAGAAAAAAAUAUCCACCACAACAUGUCUUCCUUCAACGAGUCUGUCGGUUUGGGAUAUUUAAGGACAAACGCCAUUGAAUUUGUGAACUACAACAAACGGCAGAUGAGUCGCAUCUACCCCAAAGGAGGCCGAGUGGACUCCAGUAAUUAUAUGCCACAGAUCUUCUGGAACGCCGGCUGCCAGAUGGUAGCACUGAACUUCCAGACCCCAGAUUUGGCGAUGCAGCUGAACCAAGGGAAAUUUGAAUAUAAUGGCUCAUGCGGGUUUCUGCUGAAGCCUGAUUUCAUGCGGCGGCCCGAUCGCAUGUUCGACCCGUUCUCAGAGACGCCGGUGGACGGAGUGAUCGCCGCCACAUGCAGCGUCCAGGUGAUUUCAGGCCAGUUUCUGUCGGAUAAGAAGAUCGGCACGUACGUGGAGGUGGACAUGUACGGCCUGCCCACGGACACCAUCCGUAAAGAGUUUCGCACGAGGAUGGUGAUGAACAACGGCCUGAAUCCCGUCUACAGCGGAGAAGCCUUCGUCUUCAGGAAGGUGAUCCUCCCAGACCUGGCUGUGCUGCGCGUGGCCGUGUACGAUGACAACAAUAAGCUGAUAGGACAGCGCAUUCUCCCGCUGGAUGGACUGCAGUCGGGUUACAGGCACAUCUCCCUACGAAACGAGUACAACAAGCCUCUGUCUCUGGCCACCGUCUUCUGCAGCAUCAUCCUCAAGACAUACGUGCCCGACGGCUUCGGAGCGAUUGCAGAUGCCCUGUCUGAUCCCAAGAAGUUCUUAUCGGUCUGUGAGAAGAGAACCGACCAAAUGAGAGCCAUGGGCAUUGAGAUGUCAGAUAUCGCCGAUGUGCCGAAUGACGGCUGGAUGGGGAACAGGAAGCGGAGGGCGAUGCUGCAGCAGAAAGACUCAGAGAGACUGAGAGCAGCGCCGGGACAGAACCCACUCAUCUGCUGCAAAGAGGAUACAUCAGUGCUCGCACCUCAGCUGACCAUCGAUGACCUAAAGCAAACCAAGACCUACUUGAAGCUCGUCAAGAAGCAGCAGAAGGACGUGAGCGCUUUGAAGAAAAAGCAGGCGAAGGCCCACGUCGCACUGCAGAGCUCCCACUGCACUCAAGUGGACAGGACUGUCGCUCAACAUGAUAAAGAGAAACAAGCGCUGGAGAAGCAGCUCGAGAAAAGCAUCAGGAAAGUGAGUGACAGUUACAGCCUUGACAUGAGCAGAGACAUCGAAAGGCAGAUCAAGACUUUAACGAGCAAUCACAAAUCAAAGGUGAAGGACAUGGUGGCCGCUCACGUGCUCGAAUGGGCAGAAAUGAUCAAAUGGCACUCGGCUGAAGAGCAGACUGUGAGAGAGCAGCAUGUGAUUCAGCAGUGCGAGACGCUCCGGAAACUCCUGCUGAUGGAGCAGGAGCAGCAAACCCAGCAGCUCUCGCUCCUCCAUGAGAGACAGAAUAAAGAGAUGCGAACCAACCAAGCGAAGACCUCGAUGGAGAGCAGCAAAGCCAUCAGUCAAGACAAAAGCAUAAAGAACAAGGCUGAGAGGGAACGGAGAGUUCGAGAGCUUAACAGCACGAACACAAGGAAGUUUCUUACAGAAAGAAAGAGGCUCGCCAUGAAACAGUCCAAGGAGAGCGAGCAACUCCAGGCAGCUCAGCGAGAACAACUGGAGAGGCUGGAGAAACACAAUGAGGAGCUGUUGAACUCGUGCUAUGCAAAAUCACAAUGCCAAGGCCAGAGAGAGUCCCAGCAUGAAGACGGCAGAGAGGACCCAACAGAGCGCUGAGCGACGGCUCGCUGCAGUGAGAACACACUUUCACACGCACUAAUGCUCUGUAUGUGCACUAUAUACAUAGAACUUGUUUUUAGUGAAAUCUGCUUGGUAUUUAUUUGUUUUAUGAAUAUUGAACGUUUUAUAAAUAUUGUGUAUGAGCGCACAGAUAUUCUGUGAUUUGUCAGCAAAGAGAGAAACUGAUUCUUAUUUUACAAG
Molecule: messenger RNA, 3504 nt
Organism: Sinocyclocheilus rhinocerous
Lineage: Eukaryota; Metazoa; Chordata; Actinopteri; Cypriniformes; Cyprinidae
Gene: plcb4a
Product: phospholipase C, beta 4a
Exons: 33
Biological process (GO): release of sequestered calcium ion into cytosol; lipid catabolic process; phosphatidylinositol metabolic process
Molecular function (GO): phosphatidylinositol-4,5-bisphosphate phospholipase C activity; calcium ion binding
Source: RefSeq, a predicted model, not a curated record